Molecule: messenger RNA, 1889 nt
Organism: Salvia miltiorrhiza (redroot sage)
Lineage: Eukaryota; Viridiplantae; Streptophyta; Magnoliopsida; Lamiales; Lamiaceae
Exons: 4
Coding region: 132-1889 (585 amino acids)
Source: RefSeq, a predicted model, not a curated record
ACUAUUUUCACAUCCCCUUUUUUCAAGUCGCUCCUUCUGCCAUUCGGAGAUUAUAUGCCUUUCACGUUUUGUGCCGCGCUCACGGUGUUGGGGACACCGCCAAAUUGUUCUGUCAGACCCAGACUCUCCGCAUGCAGGGCAAUCCCCUGUAUAGCUUUGCUGCUCACCCGAAAUAUCCUACCACCUUCCUUUCCUCUCUGAAUUCUUUCGAUAAGGGUUUCCUGAAAUAUUAUUGUUAUGUGCGCACCCCUUUCGGCAACUGGCGCGAUUAUGGUGCUUCGGAGCUGGAAUGGCAUACAAGUCGCACUACUUAUAAACCAGCCUCUUCCGAAGUCCCUUCUACUCGUGACCAGAAUAUUAUAGCUCACCUUAAUGCUAUGAAUAAGGCCCACCCUCUAGACUGUAGGUACCUGGCCGAGAACAAUUCCUCUCUGGCAUAUAAUGGUCUGUUUCCCCUGUAUCCAGAGAGAUCAAUAGAUAUGUCUUGGAGAUCGAAAUGUGGGGACAAUUUGCCUGACACCCCUUCUCUUGCUGGCCGAGGAGCACAUGGCUCGGGCGGUUCUGCUUCCGGAACAAGUCCCUCGGAGCAGCCUGCUGGUUCCCAACUGAUCCCCAUUCCCCCUGUAGUUGAAAUCCCAGAGGGGAAUGUGGAAGCCUCGCGCCCCUUUGAUGCGGAGGAAGUUGAUGCGGGUGCUCUUGUUCACAGGGGGAGGCACUCCAGUGCUGGUGAUGCCGCUGGCACCCGUGAAGAAGAUGUCCAAGUCGUGGAUAUCACCGAUGAGAUUCCUUCACCUGAUUCGGCUCCCGAUGCCACCCUUGCUGAUCUUACGAAGAAGAGGAAGAGAGGUUCCCUGAUCUCUGUGGGUGAGAAGGAGAGACAGGAGGGCCUAAAAAAGGCUGGCAAGUCCUCAGAGCCAGCGAGGAGGUCUGCUGGUGGUGUGAAGAUUCUCACUCCUGCUGGGGACAAGGGCAAAGGGCCAGCGAAGAAGUCAGCUGGUAGUUCCAAGGCUCUCCCCUCUGCCGGUGGAAAGGGUAAGGGCAAAGCUGUGGUGCCCUCGGCUGACGAACCAGAGGAUCUUGUUCCUGGGCCGAUUUCGAGUCUGUCGGGGCAGAAAUUAAUUGAUGCUUUGAUAGCUCGUGUCCAUUCUCAGGAUCAGGAAAAGAUGGAGGCGCUGACGCGCGGGGCUUUGGCUACUAAGUUGUGCCAGCUGGCUCUUCAGAUGGAAUCCGGGAUCUGGGGAGCUGUCAAGUGUAUUCAUGAUUAUGAUGUGUCUGAAAAAGAGAGAGAGAAAGAGCAAGCGGACGUCGCUAAACGCGAUGAUGAUGUUGCUGGAGUUGUGGAGCGCCUAAGCAAGGCUGAAGCGGAGGUUAUUGAGUUGAAAGCUAAAUUAGCUCAGAUGGAGGUGGAGAAGGCGUCCUUGGCCUCCGAAUUGUCGAGGGCCACAAAAGAGGGCCAUGAAUGCCUGGCCAAGUUUAAAGCUGAUUAUGAAAGAGACUACGAAGAAGCCAGGCGGGGCUGGAAAAGGAUACUUGUGGAAGCUCAGAACCGUGCGUACGUCCUGGGGGCUCGAGAUCAACGCCUGGAGUACUUCUUGUCUCCGCGAGGCCAACACUUCCUGGGGGUGAUGCUGGAAGGCACUCUGGAGUCUUUCAAAAAGACUCCCGAAUACUUGGAAGAUUUCGGACCUCUUUUUGCUUAUGAAGCUGCCAAGUUGUUGGAUUUGGGAGUGCGUCUUCCCCAACCGGUGGAGACUGGUCCGUUGCCCGUGUUCACAGAGAAGACCGUUUCUGGCCAUGCCUCUGCAAGUGGUGCUCCUUCCCCAAUUCCAUCUGCUUCUGCCCCUGUCUCCUCUGCUGUUGCCCCAGCUGUCUCUGUUCCUCCCUCUUGA